This is a messenger RNA of Echinops telfairi (small Madagascar hedgehog), 1981 nucleotides long. RefSeq names its product mitogen-activated protein kinase 3 (gene MAPK3). Gene Ontology annotation, cellular component: nucleus; cytoplasm. The transcript has 11 exons. The coding region runs from base 1 to 1359 and encodes 452 amino acids. The record is from RefSeq and is a predicted model, not a curated record. Gene Ontology annotation, biological process: protein phosphorylation; intracellular signal transduction. Gene Ontology annotation, molecular function: MAP kinase activity; ATP binding. Lineage: Eukaryota; Metazoa; Chordata; Mammalia; Afrosoricida; Tenrecidae.
AUGGCCCGGCUCUGCCUCCUCCUCCCCCCGCAGGUGGCCCAGUGCACGCACAGGCCUCUGCAGGCAGCCCACCCCCUCCCCCCAGGUCCCCAGCCCUACCUGCUGCCAGAGAUGACAAUGAGCCUCCGAGUGGAGGACGAAGAAGUGGAGGAGGAGGCGCCCCGGCUGGGCCUGCACCCAGGGAGCCUGGUUGUCGCCCUGCGCCCCGAAAUUUACACAAGCCAGGAGCAGGCCGAUCUCCUGGCUUCAGCAGCCGCCCAGCUUCAAAGGUGCCAGCCCUCUCCUGCUCCCUCCCCUCUCUGCCAAGCCCUGGGUGGGGCCGCCAGCCCUGGACUCCCCCCUGGUAAGGCCACACACCGUCCAUGUCAACAGCUCUCUGGCCCUUUCAGCUCUGCCUACGACCAAGUGCGCAAGACUCGGGUGGCCAUCAAGAAGAUCAGCCCCUUCGAGCACCAGACCUACUGCCAGCGCACGCUGCGUGAGAUCCAGAUCUUGCUGCGCUUCCGCCACGAGAAUGUCAUCGGCAUCCGAGACAUUCUGCGGGCACCCACCCUGGAAGGCAUGAGGGAUGUCUACAUCGUGCAGGACCUGAUGGAGACCGACCUGUAUAAGUUGCUUAAGAGCCAGCACCUCAGCAAUGACCACAUCUGCUACUUCCUCUACCAGAUCCUGCGGGGCCUCAAGUACAUCCACUCGGCCAACGUGCUCCACCGCGACCUGAAGCCCUCCAACCUGCUCAUCAACACCACCUGUGACCUUAAGAUUUGUGAUUUUGGCCUGGCCCGCAUCGCCGACCCUGAGCACGACCACACGGGCUUCUUGACAGAGUAUGUGGCCACCCGCUGGUACCGAGCACCAGAGAUCAUGCUCAACUCCAAGGGCUACACCAAAUCCAUCGACAUCUGGUCUGUGGGCUGCAUCCUGGCUGAGAUGCUCUCCAACCGGCCUAUCUUCCCGGGCAAGCACUACCUGGACCAGCUGAACCACAUUCUGAGUAUUCUGGGCUCCCCGUCCCAGGAGGACCUGAAUUGUAUCAUCAACAUGAAGGCCCGGAAUUACCUGCAGUCUUUGCCAGCCAAGACCAAGGUUGCCUGGGCCAAGCUUUUUCCCAAGGCAGACCCCAAAGCCCUUGAACUGCUGGAUCGGAUGUUGACCUUUAACCCCAACAAACGGAUCACAGUGGAGGAAGCGUUGGCCCACCCCUACCUGGAGCAGUACUAUGACCCCACGGAUGAGCCCGUGGCUGAGGAGCCCUUCACCUUCGACAUGGAGCUGGAUGACCUCCCCAAGGAGCGGCUGAAGGAGCUCAUUUUCCAAGAGACCGCACGCUUCCAGCCUGGGGCCGCAGAGGUCCCCUAGCCUGGAUGGUGCCCUGCUCCCUGGGGCCUGGCCUGCCUCCUGACCACCCUGCUGCUGGACUGUUAGAAAAUGGACACUGUGCCCUGCCCAGCCCCCAGUGGUCCCACGAGGGCGGGGAAGGCUUGGCUGCCCUCUCUCCCUGUGCUUGGAGCGACCUGCUGUGGGCAGGCCUCGGCCCUUCCAUCUUUCUGCCUUCCUUCCCCAGGGACUGAGGGGCUCAGCAGACCCCAAAGCAAACCCCUCCACCCUCGCUCUGCCUGCAGCUCCCCCAGCUCCCCCAGUCUCUGGUCAUUCUGGAAUGGAGGGCCCUUGCUGGCCUUGACACUUAUUAAGGGGCAGCGAGAGGGUGGGGGUGGGGGGAGACGAACCUAGCCUGAUCCUGCUCAUCAUGUCAGAACCACACCCCGUCUUCCUAAAAGGAACAUCUCCACCUCUCGAGGGCUAGAUCCCUGAGGAGCAGGGCCCAGGCCUCGCCCCAUCCCCUGCCAAGCUGCCACGUUGACCACCCUGCUGCUUCUGUGUGUGGAUGGCCGGAGGGGGGAGGGGGGCCCAUGGCGAGCCCAGUGCCCGCCACCUCCCCGUGCCUGUGUCUAAUAUAUAAAUACAGAGGUGUGUACAAGGA